Molecule: messenger RNA, 1817 nt
Organism: Rhincodon typus (whale shark)
Lineage: Eukaryota; Metazoa; Chordata; Chondrichthyes; Orectolobiformes; Rhincodontidae
Gene: haus2
Product: HAUS augmin like complex subunit 2
Exons: 7
Coding region: 450-1073 (207 amino acids)
Biological process (GO): centrosome cycle; spindle assembly; microtubule nucleation
Cellular component (GO): centrosome; HAUS complex; mitotic spindle microtubule
Source: RefSeq, a predicted model, not a curated record
ACGGCCCGAGCGGGAAAAGCAACAUCUACCCCGUCCCCAGCUACCGACCCUGAUACUACCCAAUUCCCGCUCCCUCCCCAACGUCCUCAUAACAGGCCAACCUUAAACCUCUCUCCUCCCCCCUACCUUCCCAAUCAUUAGCUAUUCCUCAUCAAUUAUGUCACCAGCCCCUGACCGCUUAACAUCACCCCCACCCCGCUCGAAACCCCUGUCCGCACAACACGCCCCUUUCAACCCACACCCCAAAACAAAACAAACCCUCCCAUAAACCACCACCUCAAAUCCCCUCCCAACUCAACCAGCCCAGCAGCUGCCCCAAUACCUUCAAAACCGUUCCCCCAACCCCACCACAUUCAUCUGUACUUCCACCCCCCCGCCGUCAGCCCCUGUGCUGAUGACCUGACUCUUUAGAUGAGCAAGAAAGACGCUUGGCUCGUCCUCAACUGAGAAUGCAGUCUUCAAAUCCGUGGGAACCGAUAGUUGAAAACCCAGCAGCCUGUUUCCUCGAGAGGUGCAUAGGAAAGGCAUUGUUGACACAGGACACUUUGGAUUUAAACAAGGUGGAGUUUGGAAACACAGUGCCGUUUGUUCAACGCUUCAGACUAAUAGAUGAAAUUUCACACACCAGGGCAGAACUUGAGCAGAAAUCUUUGGAGUUGAAGCUGCUAAAAUUGCAGAAUGACACAGCAGACAUUGCCCACCCAAUGUAUUUGGCUGAGAAGUGCAGUCAGCUUCAGUCAAUGAACAGCCACUUGGAGGCGAUCUUGCAGGAGACGGUGUCGCUGAAGCAGCGGUUAGUGCAGCCUAUUUGCCAUCAGUGCCUCCCUGUUGAAGCCAAUUGUCACAGGUAUGUCUCUGAACUCCUGCCGAUGAUGGUUAAUUUCAUUGAGAAACUGGACUCCAACCUGCAGUUGAUAAAGACCAUCCCUCAGGUGACCAAGAAAGUGAAGAUGAUGGAAAAUCUUGUUGCCAGAAUGGCAUCUGAGAUACUGGAGCUGAAGGAACUGCUGGAGUUGAUCAUCAGAUGGAGAGAACAGCAGAAGACUGGACUUGAAAGCCUGGGAAGUAAAUGAUGACUCUGUUUUUUGGCUGUGAAAUCAGUGAAUUCGUUACAAGAAUUUUUUUUUUUGCAUUUCUAGAAUUUAAUGUGUAAAUUCCUUGUGGGUAGUCUUGACAGCAUAAAUUAACCAGUGGUUGUGAAUGGAAACACUCAACUGCUUCCUCAUAUCAUCAAUUAUGGGAAGUAUUCAGGUCAAUUGAGUGAAAGCAAGCAACUGACAACCGUACUGUCCACAGUUACAAGAAGCUUCCCAUGGCAACCUUUCCUCUUUGAUUACUUGAGUGAGGUACCGAAUCUUUGCAUUAGCCCACACAGCACAUGUCAGUAAGAGCUAAUAUACAGGUGUAGCUAAGUGUGGUCUUGGCCCUGCCCAGUGUUCAGCCCUGUGCAGCUUCCAGCAGGUGUAACUGAACUGUGAUAAGGAGCAAACCCAAGAUUGACGUUUUCCAGCCACAUUCAAUAGUCCCCAAACAGGAAGAAACCAGGAACCUUCUGCUCGCUCUUUUUGCUAUCAAAGGCACAUUUGGGAUCAAAUAAGACCGUCGUACUGAUACCGUGUGUACAGUGCACCUCAUCAGAGAAAGCCAGCCCCAAACAUAAAGCACGUAGAGUAAUCUUUUAGGUGGAGUUGAUUAACUUAUCGAAUGUUAUGUUCUCAAUGACCUUGCCUUUCCUCAAAGGAUAAUGUUUGCAGACCCAAUUUUGUAUUAAAAAUUGGUUACAGUAUGCUUUCUUGUAAAUAAAAUAUUUUUCUUUA